Molecule: messenger RNA, 318 nt
Organism: Linum trigynum
Lineage: Eukaryota; Viridiplantae; Streptophyta; Magnoliopsida; Malpighiales; Linaceae
Source: the annotation of a GenBank genome assembly
AUGACAUUCAGAUGCGGAAUAAUUGAAGAAAGUCCCCAAAAAAACCCCGAACCCAAAAGUAUUCUCGAUUUGCUCGCCAUAGCAAAGGAUGAAAGGAAAAGCUCGUGCAGAGAGCUCAAUUCCAGAUCUGGAAGUAGCGGAGGAAUGGAAGAGGAAGAAGACGCCUUCGGACGGACAGGGACAACGACACUACCACGCAACAACUCGCCAUCAUUGCCGCCUAGACAGCCUGCUACAGCUCCUCCCCCCGACUCCGGCGUUGAACCAGAUCCGGCCGCCGCCUCUAUUCUCUUUCCAUCCUUGCGAUCAGCACCCUAA